This is a messenger RNA of Polypterus senegalus (gray bichir), 1898 nucleotides long. RefSeq lists its product as uncharacterized. Gene Ontology annotation, biological process: protein ubiquitination. Bases 428 to 862 code for a protein of 144 amino acids. Gene Ontology annotation, molecular function: ubiquitin protein ligase activity. The transcript has 5 exons. Lineage: Eukaryota; Metazoa; Chordata; Cladistia; Polypteriformes; Polypteridae. The record is from RefSeq and is a predicted model, not a curated record.
UAGCAACCACGAUCGGGGCCUGCAGGCUGUACGCGUGGAAGGUUAAACGUCCUCCACCUGCCGCCAGCCAACUGUCAGCAAACAAUGGCCCAUCUGCAUAUACUUCGACGAAAGCCCUCCCAUGUUGCCCCAAAGCUGCCUUUUAAAGCCCCCCUUUUCAUAAUCUCCUUGUUCAACAAUAUCGGCAGCCUCGUGUACGCGUGCGGCAGUAGGAGCAGCUUUGAGGGGCCCAGGGACUCGUCCGGCCGGCAUCUGAACCUUCUAAUCUCGACAGUAACGUUAUACACUGACACUGUGACCGAGACCCACCACGGCUCGACACUCAAAUGACACUGAAACGGCGCCGCAGAUCUGACUCCCCAGCACUAAAAUCGGGUAGCUUGUCAAUAAAAGUGGCACAAUCGUGCUCUGCCUGCUCUUGACAGAGAUGGCACUAGUUGAAGACAUGGAGUGUGGCGUGUGUUACCUGCCCUACUCACGCUCAGGACGAGAGCCCCGUCUCUUGCACUGUGGACACACUUUUUGCACUCCCUGCCUCUGCUGUGUGUCCCAAGAGCGGAAAGGAGCCCUUGCCCUUACUUGCCCCCUCUGUCGCCGAGUGACCUGCAUUGGACAAGAAUUGGCAUUACAGGAGGCCCUGUGGGUUGAUACGGAAGUGUGGAAUCAGAUCCCCGAAAUGGAGGUGGAGGAAGAGGAGGAGGAGGAGGAGGAAGGAAAAGAAAUUACAACAGAAGUGCUAACAGAAGGCACAUCUGAAUGUAACUCUGUAGCUGUUCGGCCAAAGUUGAAAAUUCCAUCAUUCUUGAAGAAACUCUGGUUUAGACGAAGCAGACGAAAUAGCAGAGAAGCUACAGUGAGAUGAUCAGAAUGUCUUGUCAGUGAAUGGAUCUAUAGUUUGAAGAUGGACCAACACUCACUGCCUGUUCAAAUAGGAGAGAAAAGCAGACAUUAGCUAUAAUGUAUGUGUAAUGAUGCCCCUUAUAGGAUCCCAGGAGCAUUUCCCAGCAUCAGUAGUGUUCUGUCCUGUAGUCACAAUCUCCAGACAGCUGCCAUCUUCCUAACUCAAAGUUGUUUCAUGUCUGCUUAUUGUGACUCUUCUGCACCAAUCCCAUGAUCCUGAGGAGCAGAGAAUUGAAACUGAACAUUUAGCAGCAAAGUGGACACAUGUUUGCCAUCAUAGAGGAAGACUGGACACCAGAGCCUCCUUCCAUUAAACUCCAGACAAGGCAAAGCUUCAGUUGGGUAAUUUAUGAAACCAUCAGGCAGCAUUUUAAAGUUUUAUUAUUUAUUUGGAUUUAUAUUUUAUUAAGCGAACUGUCAUUUUUUUAAUAAGAAGAAAUUAAUCCUUAAUAUUAUAACAAGACUGUGGAUGUUUCAAGUAAUGUGGAUGAAUGGAUGGCUAUAAGGUCAUCUAUCAAACAUUGUGUGUCUGCACUGGGUGUUUAAAUGUGAUCCUUCAAACCAGUGUGUGUGUGUGUGUGUGAAUAUACUGUACAUCUGUACGUGCUUAAUGGAGCUCAUUUGGAACCCGAGAUCCUUUACUAUGAUGGAUAUUUUGAAAUUGUAUUAACAUUAAACCAGCUGGAUUCCUCUUCAUUUUUUUAUAUAGUGCCUUUCAUAGUGAGCCAUGUCAUGGUAAUAUUUAAAGCAGUUUCAAAUAAAAACAUUCAUGAUAUUUAAGAACUUCCUCUAUAUUUCCUCACUUGAUCUUUUCAUAUAGCAUCUUUCACUAUUCAUAAAGCACUUUGCUCGUACUAAAUUAUAAUUAUCUUAAGAGGACUGUUACUACAGUACAUUUAAACCACUCCCAUAUACACUGGCUACAUUCACUAUAAAGUAUUCUUGCCCAAACCCUCUCAGUUCUUUCUUUCUUUUUAAAUUGUGAGAGAUGUCUUGAC